Molecule: messenger RNA, 1899 nt
Organism: Debaryomyces fabryi
Lineage: Eukaryota; Fungi; Ascomycota; Pichiomycetes; Serinales; Debaryomycetaceae
Exons: 1
Coding region: 1-1899 (632 amino acids)
Biological process (GO): synaptonemal complex assembly; meiotic recombination checkpoint signaling
Cellular component (GO): nucleus
Source: RefSeq, a predicted model, not a curated record
AUGCAAGCACAAUUAAAAAGUGUUGAAUUGAAACAGGCAAUUAAUUCCAAACAAUCCCAAGCACUUAUAAAAGAUUUGGUUUCGAUUUCGUUAAAUUGUAUUACAUUUUUGAGGAAUAUAUUUAGUGAUGAAAACUAUGUUGAUAAGAAGUUUAUUUGCAGUGAAAUGCCCCAUAUUAAGAGUAGUUUUGUCAAAACAAAGCAUUUAGUUAAGGGAAUUUCAAAAGAAGCUGAUAUGUUUAAGAGCUGGAUUGAAUGUGGUGUAAAUAAUGCUCUCAGUUUGCAAUAUCUACUGGCGCUCCAAUUUGGCAUAUAUGUCGAUGAGAAUCAGCCAGAAAAAUUGAGUGAAACAUACAUCUUCAAGUUUGAUUAUAAUAAAGGGAAUAUUUCGUUUGGUAUUAACGAUGGCGAGAAAUGUGAAGCGUUGCCUGAAUUGACUGCUCGAGAGAAGGUACAACAACUAAUCAAACGAUUAAUUGUUUUAACACAAACGUUUGGUCCUUUACCUGAAAAGAAACAUGUAUCAGUAAGAUUAUUGUUUAAUGAAAAGUGCCCUAGGGAUUACCAGCCUUCAUUCUUUAAGGAUGCCUCCGACUUGGAAUCUCCUACUAUUACUGUUGAUAAGGAAAAUUCAAAUAAUAAUAUUGGUACGCUCGACACAGGUCAUGAUUACGUGAAUAUUAGAAUUUUAACCAAUGUGGGAUCACAGAUUAAAAACCCAAUAAAUUUGGAUCCUUUUGAUGUAAUAGAAGAGAGCGAUGAUAAUUCUGAUCUUCAUAACUUUGAUAAUCAAAUUGAUUUCCCUAAAAGUAAUAAUUCUUUAUCAUUGGACAAAUACUUGUUUUCCAAUAAGCCUGAUAAUGUCCAUUCUACUCAGCUAGUUCCUCCAUCUCAGCUGUACUAUUCUGGGAUCUUCAAACUCACUUGCGAAUGCAAUUGCUGGGCGUCUGCUUCACGUAUUAAACUAUCAAUGAAAGGGUUUGCAAUCUUGACUUGUCGUACUUGCCUGAGACAAGUUCAUUCGUGCUGCUAUGGUUUGAAUCAUUCCAAAUAUAUAAAACUUUCUGCUCAUACUUUCAAAUGCUAUUCGUGUAUGCUAACUAAUAAUGAGCUUGAUAAAGAUUUGAAGUUGCUAAUGAUGUUAAGAUACUUGUGGAAACAUAUAUCGUGUUAUGGAAUUCCUGAACUGACUGGCUUAUUUUAUGAAAUAUUUAAUUUGACAUCAAGUGUCGAUGACAAUAUAGUUCGGAAAAUGUCGAAUAAACUAUUUCAUGAUAAGAUAUUAGUUGUAUUGGAUAAGCCUAUUAUUGUUAAAGGAAACAAGAAUGCAAUGGGAACUGGAUAUUUUACGCCAUCUAUUAAUAUGAUCCUAGACGACAAGGGAAAUUCACUUGUCAAAGAUCAUACUUAUAGCAUAGCAUUUACACCAAUAGUUAAAAAUCCAAAGUUAGUAUCUCACACUGAUAAACAAAGAAUUUACAUUCCAGACGCAUUAAAUACAAAAGAACAUAUCGAAGAGUUGCUAAGUGAAUUCAAAACUAGUUCAUUCAAGGAUCAGGAAUUGGACGAUGAUCCAAUAGAAUCCAGCAGCCCUAUUUUUGAUUCAAAAUCUUCAAAUAAAAAGAAGAGGGAGUUUGCCAUAUCGGAGGAUCAAACUAGAACACAUAUUGUGAAUGAAAACCUAUUGGAUGAAAUGGAUGAUUUGUCGUUUGAAGAUUCGCUAAACUUUCUUUCUCAACCAGUUGAUAAUCAGGAUUUGCAAGCAGUGAAUUUUUUACAAAAUAGAGUAAGUCAACCGCAUAUUCUGUCAUCUAAAAGAAAGUUUGAUAGCAGCAUUCCGUCAAUAGAGCAUAAAGUCAAGAACCGGAAAAUUAGUGUUAAUGAAGAUAAAUGUUUCUAA